Capronia epimyces CBS 606.96 is the source of this 1509-nucleotide messenger RNA. RefSeq lists its product as uncharacterized. The transcript has a single exon. The record is from RefSeq and is a predicted model, not a curated record. Lineage: Eukaryota; Fungi; Ascomycota; Eurotiomycetes; Chaetothyriales; Herpotrichiellaceae. The coding region runs from base 1 to 1509 and encodes 502 amino acids.
AUGUACAGACAUUCGGCCCAAGUCAACUUAAUACCCAAAAAUGCUCCUCCUUCACCCGACAACACCAGUGACUCUGAGUCCGACAUACUCGACGUCCUGGACCGAAAGAGAAGGCAACUAGACGAGGAAAUCACGAGAUUCAAGGCGGCUAAAGACCGCGAGUUUCGUGAAUUCGAGAAGGAGUUGCGCCUCAAUCGGAAAAAGUCUCGAGGCGCACACAAGGACUCGGAAUUUUGCCCCUCGAGCAAAUCACCCUCGUCGUCAUCCACCGGUGCUACAGUCCUGACGCUGCUGUCCUCUUCCCAGAAUGGCCCUGCAAACGGAUUGGUGGGGCAUAAGCCGAUCAGAGCGGGAGACGCUGUGGGAGACAAGAUACUCAGAUCGGCGCCGCUGAGUAAACCGACGCUGUCACUCGACAAAUUGAACGUCGCCGGCGAAACCCUGCCACGCGUGAACGGCCUAGCCACACCUCCCACCGCGUCGUCACUGACUAGAACAAAUUUGCGCUCUCCUUCACCUGCCUCGACAAACACAACCCCCCCACGGUCACAGACCGAAAGAUACCCGCCGCCCCCUACACCGACGAGCGAUCGGACGGACAGUUUUGCCGGCGUCUUCACCCCCGCCUAUCUCCCUCUGCUCGAGUCCCGUGACCGGCCCCCAUUUGCCCGCAGUGCAAAGCCAAUGACCUCCCCUGAAGAGGAGAAGGAACGACUCCGACACCUCGACACCGGCAGUCCAAAGGAAGCCGAAACACAGAAAUUACGGUUAGAAUCUUCUCAGUCCCUUCCCCCAGAUGCCAUCUCACCCUCGAUUGUCGCCACCACCAAGAGAACGAAAUCUGCGGGUCAGUUGCCCAGCACCAGCCUACCGAGUGCGUUGAGAUCGUCCAAAAGCGGGGCGAGGAAGGGAAAGCGUGUCCACUUUCAACUGGCCGAUUUCACGGUUGUCGAGCCGAGCAGCAGUUAUGAAGAGAAUUCAAGUCCAGGUCUAAGUCCCGAGAAGCAGGAGAUCUCCGACCGGGCCGCCAGAAUUGGCGAGCAAGAGCAUUCUCACAGUAAGCAGAGCACCGUUGGGUCAAGAAGGAAAGGUAGUCCGAAACACCUACAGUUGCCGAGCGGGAGAGAGAAACGACGAGGUCGAGGAGGUCGUUUCAUUUCACCGAACCCCUCUCCGCUGCACAGUCCGUCACCGUCCCCAACCAUCGAGGGAACUUCAGGUUCCCCUGCCGUAUCCCCUGAGGAAUCGGGAUUUACGGGCGGUCUUGCCCAGGCCGACGAUGGAGGCAGCGGGGUGGGAUUUUUCGAACUCGACGAGGAACUGGCCAGCCCCGGAUUGCGCGAGAAGCCUCUGGAGCAGGAACUCGAGGUUGACCCGCUCCCUGAGGAAGCGGUCGCGGAUGAAAAAGCCGACGGUGAGGUCGGCCUAAGCAGCAGUUUCGCGGCGGGCAGUCUGCCGAUUGACAUUGUCAGGCCCUCUGGGAGUUGGAUUGGCAGUUUUGGACAUUGA